AUGGACCAAAGUGUCGGGUCUAGGAAUUGGAAGCGCAGCCGGUUGCGCGCCCUGACGCGAAGAAUUACUCUUUUUGGAAAGGCAGCAGCAUAUGACAGUCUUCCUCGUACAUCAUCAAUUUGUGAGAAAGACGUUUUGUUAAUUUUGCACGGAAGGCUUCCCAUUUGUUUGAAAUGCUAUAAAGCAGGGCAUCUCCGAAAGGAAUGUCCUUUAGGGAAACAGCCAUAUUAUGCAAGUGCGGUCAAUUCGUCUCGUAUUAGUGUCAAUAAUCAUGCUAGUGUUGGUACUAGUGCUCUUGGUGGUGCUGAUGCUAGUGCUGGUGUCGGUAUUGGUGCUGGUUCAAGGAAAGGACGUUUGGGUUUUGUCCAAGCUUCAACCUUAAUUGCCAAAGCCUCUAGGCUUAGUCCUGCAGAUUCUCCUCCUCUUUCUUCUACUCAUGUUAGGGUGGAUGGAGAUGGCUUCUUUACCCUCAAAAAUAUCGCCAACAAGCUAACGUCAACGGAAUCCAAUUUAAUUCUUUUAAGUGUUGAGAACCAUUCUCCGCAAGAGACAAUUUCGACCAAGAAAUUUGCUUUUCAGCCGCCUACUCCCCCGAAUAAAAAAAUGUUAACACUCAAUCAGCUAAGUUGGUUUCUGCAGCGGCAGGAGCAAGUGGUGUUCUUUCAAAGUCAUCUAGGUAUGCAGGGAAAUUUAACAAGGGAAGCUAAUGAAAAUAUAGCUGAUGUAGAGCGCAUAAACGAGGAAUUGUCUAACGCUGGGGGUAUUACACCAGGUCAGUGUACUGAUGGUGAUAUAGCUGGAUCUAGUGAUGAAUCCUCUUUGGAGGGGGACAUUACAUGA
This is a messenger RNA of Lottia gigantea (owl limpet), 840 nucleotides long. RefSeq lists its product as hypothetical. The coding region runs from base 1 to 840 and encodes 279 amino acids. NCBI's taxonomy places the organism in Eukaryota, Metazoa, Mollusca, Gastropoda, Lottiidae. Gene Ontology annotation, molecular function: zinc ion binding; nucleic acid binding. The transcript is spliced from 3 exons. The record is from RefSeq and is a predicted model, not a curated record.